CAGAUUUACUAUACAAUUCGGUCUUACUUAUUGCUUUUGGAAAAUUCUGGCAAAGCGAAGAAUUUUAAGUGAGAUGCAAAGUAUACAGAGUAUACAGUAUACUGCCAAUUCAUAUGAUAAGGAUUUUAUAUUUUAUUCUUGGCUUAUAAUUUGCAAUGGUCCAAUAUUUUUUAGUCUUAAAAUUUUUUACAAAAAUAUUAUAAUAAUAUUAUGUAAAAUUUAUUUUCUUUACCAAAAUAACAAUGUAACAACCUGCAUCAAAUAUAAAAAUAUCAUUGUUUAUUUAUAAUAUCUGGUUUUUCUUGUUUUGUGGAUCCGUUAAUCAGGAGAGGUUUUUCCUUAACUUUAUUUAUUUAAAAUUUAACAGAUAAAUAGC
Rhizophagus irregularis DAOM 181602=DAOM 197198 is the source of this 376-nucleotide messenger RNA. The record is from RefSeq and is a predicted model, not a curated record. NCBI's taxonomy places the organism in Eukaryota, Fungi, Glomeromycota, Glomeromycetes, Glomerales, Glomeraceae.